This is a messenger RNA of Sphaerodactylus townsendi, 1573 nucleotides long. Its product is annotated as C-type lectin domain family 5 member A-like. The transcript has 6 exons. Gene Ontology annotation, biological process: innate immune response. The record is from RefSeq and is a predicted model, not a curated record. Gene Ontology annotation, molecular function: virus receptor activity. Lineage: Eukaryota; Metazoa; Chordata; Lepidosauria; Squamata; Sphaerodactylidae. Bases 176 to 661 code for a protein of 161 amino acids.
UGAACAAGGAAGGGGACGGAGCAGGAAGGAAAAGACAAAGACACAGUGUUCCUUCAGAAAGUUUUUUUCUUUUCCCAUCCAGGGUAUUUGCAAGCCCUGCCAGAGAUGCAAUUGAGCAUUUCGGCCUCCACAGAUCUGUCAUUCUAAAUCUUUUCCAAGUAACCUGCAGAGGAACAUGAACUGGAACCUUGUGAUUCAACUUGUGACUGUUGUAAUUUUGAAGCUGAUGGCAUCUUCUCUGUUUCUGGUGUACUUUUCGCAGAUUUUCUAUACUCCUGUUCUGGAAGAAUCCACUGCCACCCCUAAAGACUGCUCUGUUGGCUGGGUAGCAUUCAAGGGCAAAUGUUACCACUUUUCUACCAUGUUACAAACGUGGGAGAAGCACGUGAAGGCCUGUUCUGAAUUUGAUUCUCGUCCCGCAGUUGUCAACACACAAGAAGAAUUGAAAUUCUUGAACAGCAGGACCCAACAUGAAAGAUAUUUUAUUGGCUUGACUCUAAGAGAUGGAAAAUGGACAUGGAUUGAUGGCACACAGUUUGACCCCAACAUAUUUGGUAUUGCACCGGGUCAGUUUGCAUGUGCUGUCAUUGGAUUGGAAUCCUCCAUUGAUUCAGCAUCCUGCUUUGGACCAUAUCGCUGUAUUUGUGAGAAGAAUGCAUAAGAGCCUUUCUGCACAUGGGAAUGUCUCAUUGAUGGAGAAGAUCUUGAUUCUGUUGUCAGCUUCCUAAACAAUCUUGGGCUACCAUUCAGCCUUAUUUGCUCAUAAUCAGUGUGCCCAGUCUGUUCCAGAAGAACACCAAAACGCAGAAGCAAUGUUGGAUUCCACAGGCACAUCUGCUUCAGUAUUGGCAACAUGUAAGCCUAUCGGACACAUAAACUUGCCUUACAACAGCCCUGUUCACAUGUUCCAGUAAACGAAUGUACAACCUGCAUGUAAGUGUGUACACCUGUUCAUAAGAAGGAGCCAACACACGUUCACAUCACAAAUGAAACUGGAUACCAGGAUAAAUGCAGGGUUUUAAAUCACAUGUUGAGCUGGUCACAUGUUAAACAUAAAAUAAGAAUUACUGUAUGCACCUAUAGAGACAAGUGGAGUGUACACUAUACAUGGAUUCUAUGUACAUUCACUGUAACUUGUAGACAUGACUACUGAGUCAGGGCAUUCAUCUGUCAAGGCCAGUGUUGUCUAAACAGGUUGGAAUUGUUUUGAGAGCACCUAAUAUCUUUUUUAGAUUCUGCAGACCAGGCCAUACCAAUCCACACCAAGGCUGAUUUUGCACUUUCAAAAUUCCCCAUAGUAUAUCUGGGAGCGUACCUGCUGCAGGGCUUCUCACCCUUCUCGUAGUUCCCCACAACUCCCCAGCUCUUCCUUCACUCCAGCCAGGGAUGCUGCGGGCAGCCUCCAUUUCCUGCCUUCUGGUUGAUCGAAUCUUGUUCCAUUUCCUGCCUUCUGAUUGGCCGAAUCUCGCUUUGUUUCCUGCGUUCCGAUUGGCCGAAUCUCGUCCCAUUCCCGCCACUCACUGACAGUAUUUUAUUUUAUUGUUAAAACUUUUUAUUUUUAAAACCUGGUAAU